ACAGCUCAGCAUCUCCACUCUCACGAAGCAUGAAUCCACUGUUCUGAUGCUCCACAGAGGCACCAUCCAGUGUAUCUGAGCCACUCGUGGGAAGGAUUUGAGUCACAGCCUCAGCGAGAGCCUGCUUGAAAAAUGUGCACAUAAAGCAGCAGUGAUCUGGACCGGAGCCACAGCAGAGAUGAAUCUGUCUGAGGAGAUGCUGCUGGGUAACUCCACCUGGGCUUACUCCUACCACCAGAACUACACCAUGCCACCUCCGCUGCUACCACACAAGACCACCACUUCUAAACCUGCAGCAUGCGAGCAGGUCCACAUUGCUGUCGAGGUUUUUCUCAUCCUCGGUAUCAUCUCCCUGCUGGAGAACAUCCUGGUCAUCACAGCUAUCGUAAAGAACAAGAACCUCCACUCACCCAUGUACUUCUUCGUCUGCAGUCUGGCUGUAGCGGACAUGCUGGUGAGUGUGUCCAACGCCUGGGAGACCAUCAUUAUUUACCUCCUCAACAACAGACAGCUGGUGGUGGAGGAUCACUUCAUCCGGCAGAUGGACAACGUGUUUGACUCCAUGAUCUGCAUCUCUGUGGUGGCAUCGAUGUGUAGCCUGCUGGCCAUAGCUGUGGACAGGUACGUCACUAUCUUCUAUGCACUGAGAUACCACAACAUCAUGACGGUGAGGAGAGCCGGCUGCAUCAUUGGGGGAAUCUGGACCUUCUGCACGGGCUGCGGGAUCGUCUUCAUCAUCUACUCAGACACCACCCCUGUCAUCAUCUGCCUGGUCUCCAUGUUCUUUGCCAUGCUGCUCAUCAUGGCCUCCCUCUACAGCCACAUGUUCAUGCUGGCACGUUCACAUGUCAAGCGCAUUGCCGCCCUCCCUGGCUACAACUCUAUCCAUCAGCGGGCCAGCAUGAAAGGGGCCAUCACACUCACCAUCCUGCUGGGGAUCUUCAUCGUGUGCUGGGCUCCCUUCUUCCUCCACCUGAUCCUGAUGAUCUCAUGUCCGCGGAACCUCUACUGCGUGUGCUUCAUGUCCCACUUCAACAUGUACCUCAUCCUCAUCAUGUGCAACUCUGUGAUUGACCCGCUGAUCUAUGCCUUCAGGAGUCAGGAGAUGAGGAAGACUUUUAAGGAGAUCAUCUGUUGUUACAGCCUGAGAAAUGCCUGCACUAGCAUCUGCACUCUGACGGUUUGUCUGAACUUGACCAAGCCUGAAGCUGACCAGACACCGGGGCAGACGGAGUAUAUUGUAACAGGUUUAGAAGACGCAGCAGCAAAAACACUGAAUGUGAUGUGACGCUGGAUAGACGUGAAGCCCACAUGCUGACUGCAUGCUCAGUCCUUCGUUCAUGUACAGUGAGAUCAUAUUAUCUGUAUGUUAGCUGUGGGGACAUAUUUCAUGUUUGUUAAUGGUAAAGUCAUGGCAUGCAAAAAUAUAAAU
Messenger RNA from Epinephelus moara (kelp grouper), 1432 nucleotides. Its product is annotated as melanocortin receptor 5-like. Bases 179 to 1288 code for a protein of 369 amino acids. The transcript is spliced from 7 exons. The record is from RefSeq and is a predicted model, not a curated record. Gene Ontology annotation, biological process: G protein-coupled receptor signaling pathway. Gene Ontology annotation, molecular function: melanocortin receptor activity. Lineage: Eukaryota; Metazoa; Chordata; Actinopteri; Perciformes; Serranidae. Gene Ontology annotation, cellular component: membrane.